CGUUGAUCUUCGUUUUCUUGCCCGAUCCAAGCAUUUCAACUGCACCGCGGGAAUCUCUGAACUCUGAUAGAUCACAGUCUCUCUCUCUCUCUACAAGACAUAGCCACCGGAAUCAAUGGCGUCGUCGACUGGUAGGAUUACGUUUCGCGUUCUCAUGGUGGUGCUCCUCCUCCUUGUCAUUUUCUAUGUCGGUCGUCCUCUGUACUGGAAAAUUUCCGCAACUGUCCAUGAUAUUCGCCAGAACAAACAGACCGUCAAAGAAGGUCUCUCUCAGAUCGUUCUGGAAGCUCAGAAAUCGGUGGGAUGGUACCACGACGAGUCGGACUCGGGCGUCCAUGAUGAAAAGAAGGUCGGAUCGGUUGCUACUCGGAGGCUGCUUCAUCAGGUUUUGUGAAAAAUCUCAGUUAUUUGAAUUGUGAUUAGUCCGGGGGAAUUGAAUGGUUUCACAUUUGUUAGUAAAGUUUGAUCAGCGGAUCUGGAUUUUUGCCCGUAAUAACGUGUUAUGAUGUCUGAAUUAGCACCUAUUGAAUCAAUUUAGUUAAAAGAAGGUAAAGAAAUCGUAAUGGAUCAUCGUUCGGCCUUCGGUGUUUGCCAUUAUGCAUCGUCAGUCACUCGGAUAUUGUGGAUAGUGAUAUUUGUACAUGAGACGCGGUAAACUACUUCUUCCGUCUGACAUAAAAUUAGAUAUUGCUAGUUUUUAAUCUUUGCCUUCCCUCUGGAAAAAAAAAAAUCCAAAUAUGUAUCUUAAAUGAACGAAACUGGCUGAUAUCGUGGACGAGAAUUUAUAGUUGACUGAAUAUUUGGUAAUGGUGGAAAUAUAUCCAUAAGAACUAAACA
Molecule: messenger RNA, 837 nt
Organism: Momordica charantia (bitter melon)
Lineage: Eukaryota; Viridiplantae; Streptophyta; Magnoliopsida; Cucurbitales; Cucurbitaceae
Product: Low-density receptor-like protein
Source: RefSeq, a predicted model, not a curated record